Messenger RNA from Exophiala dermatitidis NIH/UT8656, 2634 nucleotides. RefSeq names its product myosin IX. The transcript is spliced from 4 exons. The coding region runs from base 1 to 2634 and encodes 877 amino acids. The record is from RefSeq and is a predicted model, not a curated record. Gene Ontology annotation, cellular component: cytoplasm. Gene Ontology annotation, biological process: regulation of GTPase activity; signal transduction. NCBI's taxonomy places the organism in Eukaryota, Fungi, Ascomycota, Eurotiomycetes, Chaetothyriales, Herpotrichiellaceae.
AUGGCCACUGCGGUCGAACCAACCUCUCCGGUCGACGGACCGCGGUCGCCAGACCCAACGACCCCAAAGACAUCGCGAGACAAUGAACUCCCUCUACCGCCCGUGCCUCCUCUGGCCGGUCCUUCGAACGGAGUACCUGACCCUGCGGACAGGGAACGCCUCCAGCAUAUUCUAUCUUCCGAUAUUGGAAUAACCACACUUCUCGGAAGGCUAAAGCAAAGCAUUGCUUCUACAAGAGAAUUCGCCGCCUUUCUGAAAGAACGAUCUGUCCUCGAAGAGAAGCACGCGCAAGGACUCAAAAGACUAAGUCGCAGUACCCACGACCAAAUACGACGGCCUGAGAACAGACAAGGUUCGUUCGCACAGAAUUAUGAAGAAAUCACGCGUAUCCACGAUCGCAUGGCCGACCAUGGUCUGCUGUUCGCCAACACCCUGUAUGCCAUGUCGGAGGAAUUGUCGGAGCUUGCAGCCAAUACAGAAAGAGCACGGAAACACUGGAAGCAAACGGGAUUGAAUGCGGAGAAGCGCUUUCAGGACGCCGAGGCUGCCAUGGAAAAGGCAAAGGCCAAGUACAAUUCAUUGGCAGAGCAAUACGAUCGAGCAAGGACCGGAGAGAAGCAGCCAGGCCGGUUUGGCAUCAAAGGAACCAAAUCUGCUGUGCAGCAAGAGGAAGACUUGCAUCGUAAACUUGAAGCCGCGGACGGCGACUACGCCUCCAAAGUGCAGGCUGCACAGACUAUCCAGCAGGAACUCCUGCACACCUACAGGCCACAGACUGUCAAUGCCUUACAGGAUCUUAUUAGAGAGAUUGAUGCUGGCGUGGGCGUGCAGAUGCAGAAGUUCGCCGGCCAGACCGAGAAGUUGAUCCUGGGCUAUGGCCUCUCCAUCACGCCAUUGAAGGGACAGUCGCCGGCCUCCAGAAGCCUCCGCGAAGUGGCUUCUAGCGUCGACAACGAAAGAGAUCUACUUGAGUACGUGUUGAGUUUUAGUGGCAAGGCCAGCUCUGCACCAAAGGACAUCAAGUACGAAAAGCAUCCUGCUUUGUCGCCCAAGCAGCAGCAAUUGAAUUCUCCAUUCAACCAGCCACCGGCGGCGGACCCGUAUGGACAAAGCUAUGCGCCCCAGCACCAUGGUCGACAGGUGUCUGGCGCGGCUCCUUACCAAGGAGACGGCUAUCCAGGACCAGGCCCGCAACAUCAACAGCAGUAUGUAAUUGGAGGAGGAACAGGCCCGUCAUCCGGUUACGGGCCUCCUCCUCGACCGCCUCCGCCGCCGGCUCAGCAGUUCUUUGAACGGGAUGAACCGCGUUCUGAGCCGCCUUCUGAGCCGCCUCAACUGCCGCAGAUUGACACUCUGGGAACAGACAGAUUUGCGGGCCAAACGUCCGGGACUGUCAGUACAGGUCAGCCCGAUAGGCACUACCACCCGCCUCCUGCACAGGUCACGGGCACUUCAGGUCAGCCAGCGGUUUCUGAGUUUGAGAAGUCAAACUUUCGCUCUCCUGUGUCGUCUAUCGAGCCAGAGCAUCCUCUACCACAGCAAUACGGCCAUCUCCCGCCAGGGCCGAACACCGUCGAUCAGCGUACCCCAUCAGGGUACUCGGCGCAGUCGCCGAAUGACCCUAUAGGGUCCCGCCCGCCCCGAGGAUCUUCACUCGAACGACCUUCCGAUUACGGCUAUAAGGAACCACGCUUACGAGGUCAGUCACAGCCAGCUACGGUUUUCUCGCAGGUCACGGUACCUCAUUCACCGGAAACAUCAGCACCAGCAGAAAGACCUGGUGCAGGCAUACAAGGAGAAGGCUCGCGAUCAUUCGGCUCAGGACAUGGCGCUCCGCCGGGGUUUCCCCGAGCAGAACCUGGUCCAGGAUCGGCUGGAAUCCCUUCUCAGAGACCUCCGCAGGGCUCUCUUGGCGCAGCUCCCUGGGCGCAACAUCCCGUGUCCGGUGGCAGCGUCGCCUCUCCGACCUCGAGAGGACCGUCUGGUCAAAGGCAUGGACCUCCGGUCAAGCCUGUGUUCGGGGUUUCGCUGGAUGAACUGUUCCAACGGGAGGGUGCUGCCGUCCCCGCCAUCGUACGGCAAUGUAUCCAGGCCGUCGACCUCUAUGGACUCGAUGUUGAGGGCAUCUACCGAACAUCCGGGUCCGCUCAUCACAUCAUGGAGCUGAGGCAAUUAUUUGAUCAUGAUGCCACUUCGGUGGACUUCCGCAAUGCCGCGGCCUUUUACAACGACAUUGCCUCUGUCACCACGUUGCUCAAGCACUUUUUACGAGAACUGCCGGAUCCGUUGCUCACUGCCGCGCAGUACCAUGCGUUCAUUGAGGCCGCCAAACUGGAAGACGAUAUUGUGCGCCGAGACUCGAUUCACGCUCUGGUCAACUCUCUGCCGGACCCUAACUAUGCCACGUUACGGGCGUUGACGCUCCAUCUAUACCGUGUUGCCCAGCACAGCGAUCGGAACAAGAUGACCAUCAGCAAUUUGGCGAUUGUGUUUGCCCCCACGCUCAUGGGCCAGCAUGGCCCAGGUGGUGCGAAUGGCGGUUCUGGUCCUGACAUUGCCGACGCCGGAUGGCAGGCCAAAGUCGUCGAGACGAUUCUGAACCACACGUACCAGAUCUUUGAUGACGACGAAUAA